Siniperca chuatsi (mandarin fish) is the source of this 4764-nucleotide messenger RNA. RefSeq names its product interleukin-31 receptor subunit alpha-like. Bases 911 to 3298 code for a protein of 795 amino acids. The transcript is spliced from 16 exons. Lineage: Eukaryota; Metazoa; Chordata; Actinopteri; Centrarchiformes; Sinipercidae. Gene Ontology annotation, molecular function: protein binding. The record is from RefSeq and is a predicted model, not a curated record.
UCACUCAAAUAACACAGACCAUUCACUCUUUUCUGAAUCCUUCUUAGCUUGAACACCCAUGGCCAGGUGGAGUGGAGACUGUAAACCAGGACUGAGAGUGGACCCCCAGGAACACUGGCAGUGGUUGAGGUGGUUGUUACUAAUAAGUGGCUAGAAAUAAAUGGCCCCUCCAGCCCGUACAUUGUUGCAGAGGUGACCCCAGGACCCAGUGUAACUGCCCUGCAGACUUGUUCUUGUGACAGAUGGUUGAGGGUCUCUUGGCAUGAGUGUGGCAUGAGUUUACACACACUCUUACCUCUUUCUAUUGGCUUUGCAUCAAUGAUCGUUCUGAGUUAGUUAAUCCACUUUUGUUUGUGAAAGCAGCACAACUGUCUUCUGUUGUAGGACGUCAUAAUACUCCAGUACUGAUACAUACGUAGUAGACGUGCCUUGCAUUGUCUUUGUCAUAUUCCAGUUUAUCUCUUUUCAUGCAGGGUGCUUUUCAUCUACAGUCUCUCUUUUGUGAAUCCAUUAACGUAAUUAUAGACGUGGUGCAGCCCAAUAUGCUCCAGGCAGGAUUUAUUGUGCGUAUGAUUCAUAACUUCGUCAUAGCAGCGCAUUUGCUCCUGGAAUAAACAGACACACAUUAGCAAAGUUUUACGAUCUGUCGACAAGUUACUUGACUUCCUCUUAGCUCGCUGUGUUUCCAGUUGGGUAAUACCUCCCGUUUUUUUCAUUGUUUGCUUCAGUUCCUGUUACUUUAAAUGCAGAGUUAGUGGGGAAAUGCGUUGCAGUGCAGUGUACAGUCUGCCAUAACAGACGCAGGAAAGGCGUAAUUUUAAUAAUUUUAUCUUGCGCAGCUGAAUAUCACAGCUCUAAAUAUAUUUUAAAAGGCGAUUUUUUUUUAAUCUUUGGUAAUGAGAUAAAAGAAAUGUAUCCAUUUCCAGGCCUAUUUAUCCUGUUUGUAAUCCCCUCCAUUUGUAAAGGCCAGCAUGAGACCACCUGCAACGUUGUCCCUAAAGAUCAAUACAUUGAGGUGGGAUCCGAUACUGAGAUAGUGUGCCAGACUUCAUGUGUCCAUGGCAAAAUCUUCUGGACACUGAACAACAGACGCAUAGAUGAAAGCCUGUCAAACACUAUCAACUCCUCACACACAGUGCUGACACUGAGGAACUUCACUCACCACAGUGCUACAUUGCAAUGCCACAGUGCAGCUACUAAGCAAGUCCUUGGAGGCACCACCAUCAAAACGUACUCAAAACCCAGCAAUAUCUCAUGCAUCUUUCACUAUGAUAAUCUGAAAAUGAAUGGAAUACCGCCACUGUUUACAUGCAACUGGGACCAUCAGAUUGAUUCCUCAUUGGAUAUAAACUACACUGUCCUGUAUGCCAGUGUGGGAGACUCACAGACCCAGAGUGAAAUCUGCAACUCAAAAGUAACAACAUGCACAGUCAAAAAUACAUCUCCUGCAAUACUCUUUGGGGAUAAUGCCACUGUUACUGUGAGAGCUAAAACUGCUGCUUGGGAAGUUAACUCCAAACCUGAGUAUGAAUUCAACACAAAUCACAUAUUGAAAAUGUCCCCUCCGGUGUUAACGGUGACUACCUUCUCUGAUCAUCUAUGGGUUCAGUGUAACCGGUUUCUUUCAUCAGAAAACUGUCACUGUCAAGUCAAAUACAGCAAGGCAGUCAAAGAAAGUACUCCAGAGUGGGUGCUCAAUAAGACUCUCGAGUCCUACCAGAAAGGAUUCAACGUGACCAUUGAAAAAGUGGAAUCCUGCACUAACUACAAAUUUGCAGCCCGCUGUGCUUUAGUGCAGGCCCCCUGGAGCGAGUGGAGCCAUGAGAAGACAGUUCUGACCAAACUAAAUAAGCGUCAUGUCAAGCUGCGCCUGUGGAGACAGGUAGCUGAACCGGAGAAAAAUGGAGUUAGAAAAGUUCAUGCCAUGUGGACGGAGAUUCCUUCAGCAUGCCAAGGCACAUUUACCUACACUAUCAAACAGACUCCCUACAAAGAACAUGUGACCGGAGUAAAUUAUACAGAUUCUUUAUGUGGCAAUUCAACUUGUGAUGUUGAUGUGAACCAAGAUGCACACAGAAUAAAUCUCACAGUCUUCGAUAAUGAAGCCCUGCUUGUGGAGGACUCCGUUUAUGUUCCAGCCAUUGGAGAGAGCCUCCCUCAAGUUACCGACAUCCAGACUUCAACCCUUAAAGGCCGUAUUCUGGUCAGCUGGAAGGCUCCGGUUCAGCCUGUCAGUGGUUACAUGAUCGACUACACCCACAAUGGAAAUCAAUACCAAUGGAAGGAGAGCAAAUACACUAAUGCAACACUGGUUGACCUCCUGGAUAUGAAACCAUACAAUAUUACAGUAACUCCCCUCUUUGAUGACAAAACAGGUCAUGGCACGCAAGCCCUUCAGAUCUGCUCCAGAGUCGGAGAUCCAGGGAAUGUCACUAUCAUUGAUGUUCAGGCUAUCGACCAAAGUGCCAGAGUGACCUGGACUGUGAAGUCACAGGAGGCAUGCAGUGGUGUUGUUGUCAACUACACCGUCUUCUACGGUACACAGAAAGGACCACAGCUCAAUGUUUCUGUAGAUAGCACAAAGCAGGACAUCUUGUUGAAAGAUCUGAAUCCAGACACCCAAUACAGCGUCUAUGUCAAUGCCACAGCUCUUACUGGAACUACCAAAAGCAGUGAGAGGUUCUUUGAAACUAAAACAUUUGAUCCAAGGCUCAUGACAGCACUCAUUGUCUGCGGAUGCAUCACUAUAUUUCUCGUGUUGUCUGUUGGAUUAUGCUGUGCUAUUCAGUGGAAGAAAUUCAAGGAGAAGCCGGUGCCUAACCCUGGCCUCAGCACUCUGGCGUUGUGGCCAUCGACAAGUCAUCAAAAGGUGAACUCAAGAACGCAGCCCUUCCAGCCAUUCAGUAAUCCAUCCGAAAGCCUUUGUGACAUGGUUUACACAGAGGAAGCUCAGAGAACGCCAACCCCUCCACUAGCUACAGGCUGUAAUGGUAAUCCAGCUAGUGAACAGACAGAAGAAUACAUUGACCCAGCCAUAGUUCCAGCGCCAGACUCACAGAAUGAAGACCCAGCUGAACUUGUAGAGACACAUCAUCCAUCUUCUCCUGGAGAAUCCACAGCACUGCUUUCUUCAACAAACACCCCGUUAAGCCCGUAUCGAAGUCAGAGUUCUGUGGAAAGUCCUGCUCCGAGGACCAGUAAACAAUGUAAGCGUGUUCCAGUAAAACAGCAAGAAAAGACACCACCAGUAACUGUUUAUGUCACUUUGGACAUGUUUGAACAAGGCCAGGGCAGGUGAAAUGAAAACAAAACCAUAAUGACAUUCCAAGAGUCAAGAUAAGUGAAUCAGGUCUGAAUACAGCAGAUGUGGUUUAAUCUCCCCAAACAUUUCCAUAAUGGUGUGUGGCAUUACACUGCUUGGCUCUGUGUCUACUGUGGAGAAGAAUGAUUGACAAUUGUAAACGUAUAUCAGACUUCAUGGCACAGAUAAUAAAAUGCAGUGUUUUGUAGCAUAGCUCUUUAUUUAUCCCUGAGGGGAAAUUUCAGUCUCACAACAGCAGAGAUAUGUAGGGAAUAUAAAAUGAAUAAUAAAUAAUGAAUAGAUAAGGAAUAUAAUAAAAACUGCAUUAUAUUAUAUCACAACGCCCAGGUUUGUCCAGUGAUAGCAUGCUGAGGAUUUAUGUAAAAAGUGAGAACAAUAUUGUGUUGUAAAAAAUCAUAAUAUUAGCUAUGUAUUAUAAUAAGAUUCUCAUGUUUCCUGUUUUUUAACAGUGAUAUCUGCACUUGUUAAAACAGCUUGCUUGACAUUGAUAGCUGUCACUCAUUGCACAUUUUUCUGUACAACUUGGCAUUAAAUUUAACAAUGACAUUUACUUUACAUAAGCUGCUUGAUAGUGUUGCAUUUAUUGUUUUCCAGCAAUUUUUUAUUGUGCCUGAGAUAGUAGUCCUUUUUGUAUAAAAUGGGGGCACAAAUGGCUACAAAACUGCAGUCAACAAGCUGUUUACAGAUAUAAUCUAAUACAAUAUCACAAAAUGUAUUUAAUGUUUAUUUAUUUGUUAAAGUGUUCAAAAGUCAUUAAUUACCAAGGCACACUGCAACAUUUAAUAAAUAUUCACCAAGUUAAAUGGAUUUGAAAACUUUUGUUUUUUACAUUAUUGAACAUGUAACAACAACAACAGCAAACAUAACCAGGGGUUCUGAAGCAGAAAAUCACAAUGGACAAGAAUAUUUAACAAAAAUAUUAAAUAACAUACAUACAUUUACUGUUUUACAAGUGUUCUUGUUGAGUACAACAUGUUUUGAAUGUUUAAUGGUUGUAAUCAAUUUUCAAAAACAAAGGAUGGCCAGUGAUUAGAGUAUACAUUUAUGGAUGUGUGUUUUGCUAACAGUAAGAUCAGAUUAGUAAUGUAGUACUCAAUAGCUUUAGCAGAAGAGUAACUGAUAAAACAGAAAGUACAUGUUCUUCAGGAAAGGGAAAAUCUGAGUCAAUCCGUUGACUGAUAAAUGUACUGACAACUUGCCAAAAUUUCUUUGUAGAAAACACUUAGGAUAAUGCAGUUUAAUGUACAUAAUAGUUCUGCUUAUUUUUUACCUAUCUUAGUUCAGCUUUGUUGCAAUUGUUUUAAGCUGUAUGGCUAUUUUAUCUUCCUGUAAAAUGUUCUGUGUGUAAAUACAUUGAGAGCAAUUUAAAACGAGUCAAAUUGCUUGUAUAUGUACACAUACUUGCCAAUAAAGCUAUUGAUUCUGGUCCUAUAAGACAUAAA